Messenger RNA from Emys orbicularis (European pond turtle), 1956 nucleotides. RefSeq names its product family with sequence similarity 234 member A (gene FAM234A). Gene Ontology annotation, cellular component: cell surface. The record is from RefSeq and is a predicted model, not a curated record. The coding region runs from base 92 to 1753 and encodes 553 amino acids. Gene Ontology annotation, molecular function: protein binding. NCBI's taxonomy places the organism in Eukaryota, Metazoa, Chordata, Testudines, Emydidae. The transcript is spliced from 12 exons.
GGGGCGGAGCCAAGAGAGUGGAGCGGAGCCGGUGGGAGGCCGGCUGGCAAGUGGCGAAGGGUGAUGCAAAUUGUCUGAUGAGUAUUCUGUGAUGGAUAACAAGGACUUGGAAGCAGAGAUCCACCCUCUGAAGAAUGAGGAUGGGAAAGCUCCAGAUAACCAUGAGAACUGUGCAGAGAAAGAAGGUCUCUGCAGGAAGCCCACCCGCUUGUCUCAGCUCUCCCGAUGGCGCACUGCUGCCUUCUUCCUCUCAUUAUUCCUGUGCCUGAUUGUGGUGUUUGCCUUUUCGUUCAUCAUCCCGUGUCCAGUGAGGCCUGUUUCACAAAGGACAUGGAACAGGAAAUAUGACCGUGCGGUGACCUACAAGUUUCUGGCUGUAGAAGAUGUGAACGAAGACAAAGUGCAAGAUGUUAUCUUCGUUUUCAAAGAUACCAAUGGCAGCAGCAGUGUUAACAGAUCCUGCUCAGAUGAAGGCCUUUCCUCUCCAUGUGCCUUUGUUACUGCUGUCUCGGGCACCAACGGCAGCACGCUCUGGGAGAGGCCUGUCACUGAAGACCUCCUGUGGAUGGAGUGUGCCAUUGAGCAGCUGGGUGGGGCUCAGUCCCCAGGCUGUCUUGUCAUUGGGAACCCAGAGUUACUAACUGCAAUCAACCCUCACACAGGGGAAGUUCGAUGGAGGCAGUUUAACAGUUUUGGAGCUAAUUAUACCGUGGUGACUCCCUUGUUAAAGAUACCAGAUGUGGAUGGGGAUGGAGUUCAGGACGUGAUGAUCUUUACCACUGCAGGAGAUGAGACUCAAAGUUUCAUCUAUUCGGGGAAGAAGGGCGAGCAGAUCGGAACCAGUGGCAGACUGAGUCUGAGUGCAAGGCCUGGUUAUCUCAUGCAUGUGACUAAGACUGGCUCCUACUACGUUCUCUUCAAUACUGUAAAUUCUCUUUACGGCUACUCCUUGAAGGAUCUCUACAGCAUGGCAACUGGGAUGGAAAGUAAACUCACCAGCCUCCAGCAAGAUCCUCAGUGGGAGAAGAAGAUCGAGAGCCCCACACAUCACAUUCCUCUUCUCAGCUCUGGAGACAUUCGUUACCUGGUGAAGGUUCCCGGGAGAUCAGGGGAGAAUAUCUUGGUUGUGAAGUCAGACAUGGCUGAGCUUCUCGAUGGACAAACUCUUGACUCCCUGUGGACUGUCAACGCCUCCCACAUCUUGAGCGAGCCAGUGUUUGGUUACUACACACCUGACGUUCUCCACAUAGUCCUUGAAAGUGGAGUUGGACCCAACAGGAAGAAGAUCAUGAUUGUUGAGAGUGGCUCUGGAGCAGUCCACUGGGAGCUGGAGCUGAAUUCAAGAGCAGGGAGUCCAAGGCCUGCCACGCUCAAUACUGCAGAUCACCGGUCCAUGUUCCUCUUCUGGGGAGAGUACCAGGCAGAGGCCAAUGAAACGGGCUCCAAAGCGGCUCGCCAGAAUCUGUAUCUGUUCCAUCCGUCCUACCCCAAUGUUCUCAUGGAGCUGAACAAUAGCCCAGACCGAAUAGUCGCCUUCGACGCGGUUCUGUUUGAGCGGAGCCGGCAUGCCUGCUACGUGUUGCUGACCAGGCCACAGAGCAGCGAGGGGCCAGGCUGGGUGUCUGUCACCAAGCGGAAGCUGAAAGAGGACAUCACUGGCAGUAGGGUGACCUGGCUGAGCCAGGUGGCAGGGGACAGUGAGCAGUACAUCAGGGACCGCUUCUUCAGGAUGCGAUUCAGCAGCCAAAUGUGAGCUCCCUGGGAGACCCCGGAGAACCAUCUCAGCACUCUCCUCCAGCAAUGGACUCAUUAAACCCAGAUCACGGACUCAUGUGGGAAGCUGACGUUCUUGAUCCACAAGCCAAAGGCUGGCUGCUGAGAAAACAGCCACAGCAAAUCUACCUGUGAGCCCGCAGGGCUUGGGCAUCCCAAAUCCUGCACAAGUGGCUGCCAGCG